Messenger RNA from Oncorhynchus gorbuscha (pink salmon), 3125 nucleotides. Its product is annotated as B-cell receptor CD22-like. NCBI's taxonomy places the organism in Eukaryota, Metazoa, Chordata, Actinopteri, Salmoniformes, Salmonidae. The coding region runs from base 1311 to 3125 and encodes 604 amino acids. The record is from RefSeq and is a predicted model, not a curated record. The transcript has 14 exons.
AGGGUCAGAGCUGCAGCAGAGUGACUUACACCAAGAGGAGAAUCUGUGUCUUGAAGGGGUCAACAGUGGACAUAUCCUGUACUUAUGUUGGUCAUUAUUCCACCACAUCAUCAUUCUGGUUUAGAAGUGAUAAGUCGACACUUGAAGACCUAACCACUGACCCAGGGUAUGCAGGUCGUGUGGAAUACACUGGAACAUACAGAGGUCCCUUCACCCUGAGAAUCACAGAUCUGAGAGAGGAGGACUCAGCUGAGUAUCGCUUCACUUUUAAAACAGACAACUUUGACUGGGGUCAUAGUUUCCCAGGAACAACUCUGUCUGUCACAGGUCUGCAGGUGAAGGUGACUCCUGCUGCAGAGGGACAGAAGACACUGACCUGUAGCACCACCUGUACUCUGACUGACAACCCCACCUACAUCUGGUACAAGAACGGACAACAUCUAGAUGAGAGCACCUCCACCCAAUACAAAUACUCAGUCUCCAAUGACUAUGUAGACAGUUACUCCUGUGCUGUAAAAGGCCAUGAGGAUCUCCACUCUCCUGCAGUUUGUGUUCAGGGUCAGAGCUGCAACAGAGUGAAUUACACCAAGAGGAGAAUCUGUGUCUUGAAGGGGUCAACAGUGGACAUAUCCUGUACUUAUGUUGGUUAUUAUUCCACCACAUCAUCAUUCUGGUUUAGAAGUGAUAAGUCGACCCCUGAAGACCUAACCACUGACCCAGGGUAUGCAGGUCGUGUGGAAUACACUGGAACAUACGGAGUUCCCUUCACCCUGAGAAUCACAGAUCUGAGAGAGGAGGACUCAGCUGGGUAUCGCUUCACUUUUAAAGCAGACAACUUUGACUGGGGUCAUAGUUUCCCAGGAACAACUCUGUCUGUCACAGGUCUGCAGGUGAAGGUGACUCCUGCUGCAGAGGGACAGAAGACACUGACCUGUAGCACCACCUGUACUCUGACUGACAACCCCACCUACAUCUGGUACAAGAACGGACAACAUCUAGAUGAGAGCACCUCCCCCCAGUACAAAGACCCAGUCUCCAGUAAUUAUGGAGACAGUUACUCCUGUGCUGUAAAAGGCCAUGAGGAUCUCCACUCUCCUGCAGUUUGUGUUCAGGGUCAGAGCUGCAGCAGAGUGACUUACACCAAGAGGAGAAUCUGUGUCUUGAAGGGGUCAACAGUGGACAUAUCCUGUACUUAUGUUGGUCAUUAUUCCACCACAUCAUCAUUCUGGUUUAGAAGUGAUAAGUCGACACUUGAAGACCUAACCACUGACCCAGGGUAUGCAGGUCGUGUGAAGUACCCUGACAAAGAGAUGUAUAAAGAUCCCUGCAUCCUGAGAAUCUCAGAUCUGAGAGAGGAGGACUCAGCUGAGUAUCGCUUCACUUUUAAAACAGACAACUUUGAAUGGGGUCAUAGUUUCCCAGGAACAACUCUGUCUGUCACAGGUCUGCAGGUGAAGGUGACUCCUGCUGCAGAGGGACAGAAGACACUGACCUGUAUCACCACCUGUACUCUGACUGACAACCCCACCUACAUCUGGUACAAGAACGGACAGAAUGUACAAGGUGUCUCCUCCCCCAUGUAUUCCAUCAGCAGUGAGGAUGCAGACAGCUACUUCUGUGCUGUAAAAGGCCAUCUCAGCUCUCCUACAGUGUAUAAACCAAAGACCACAGUGUCAGUCAGUCCCUCUGGUGAAAUAGUGGAGGGCAGUUCAGUGACUCUGACAUGCAGCAGUGAUGCCAACCCACCUGUCCAGAGUUACACCUGGUGGUACAAGAAGAAUGGAGGUGACUAUCAGAGUAUGACAGGACCACAGCAUGUCUUCAACCAAAUCCGGUCAUCUGACACUGGAGAGUAUUACUGUGAGGCCUGGAAUGAGAUGGGGACAGACAGGUCUAGGACCAUUAACAUGGAUGUGAAGUAUGGUCCAAGGAACACCUCAGUGUCAGUCAGUCCCUCUGGUGAAAUAGUGGAGGGCAGUUCAGUGACUCUGACCUGCAGCAGUGAUGCCAACCCACCUGUGGACAAAUACACCUGGUACUUUCAAAAUGAGACUUUUCUAAAUGGAUGUGGACAGAUGUACAACAUCAGUAACUUCAAGUCUAAGGACAGUGGACAUUACCACUGUGAGGCCUGGAAUAGAAGAGGAUCUAGGAACUCUACAGCUCUGAUGAUCAUUAUACCAGGGAAACAAACCUCAGUUCUGACUGCAGCUGUAGGAAUCAUAGUGGUUGUUCUGGUUCUCAUCCUCUGUCUCUCUGGACUCAUGUGGUUCAGGAAGAAGGCCUCCAAAUCCACCUCUGACACAAGAGACACAUCAGAGAAUGUAGAGGGAGACUCUAGUCCAGUGUAUGAAAACGUCUCAAGCAUGUCCACAGCCCCUACUGCAGCACAGACAGAGUCCACAUACUACCAGGACGAUGUCCACUACACCAGCGUCCACUUCUCUAACUCCAAAAACCAGGAAGUGCCUCUGUACUCCACUGUCCAGCUGCCUCAACCCCAGAAAGAGGAUGGGGAUGUCCAGUACGAUGCUGUGAAAUUCAACCUCCCCAGUGCUGCCACCCGACCCACGGCAGCACAAGCAGCUGAGGAGGACUCUUCUGUUCUCUACAGCACAGUCAACAAACCCAGAACCAAGAAGACCCCAACACAACAAACCCAGAACCAAGAAGACCCCAACACAACAAACCCAGAACCAAGAAGACCCCAACACAACAAACCCAGAACCAGAAGACCCCAACACAACAAACCCAGAACCAAGAAGACCCCAACACAACAAACCCAGAACCAAGAAGACCCCAACACAACAAACCCAGAACAAAGAAGACCCCAACACAACAAACCCAGAACCAAGAAGACCCCAACACAACAAACCCAGAACCAAGAAGACCCCAACACAACAAACCCAGAACCAAGAAGACCCCAACACAACAAACCCAGAACAAGAAGACCCCAACACAACAAACCCCCAGAACACAAUAAACCCAGAACCAAGACCCACCAACACAACAAACCCAGAACAAAAGACCCCAACACAACAAACCCAGAACCAAGAACACCCCAACACAACAAACCCAGAACCAAUACACCUGAACACAACAAACCCAGAACCAAGAACACCUGA